GCGGCCAGCGGCGCAAGAUGGCCCAGGAGAACCCCAAGAUGCACAACUCGGAGAUCAGCAAGCGCCUGGGCGCCGAGUGGAAGCUGCUCUCCGAGGCGGAGAAGCGCCCCUACAUCGACGAAGCCAAGAGGCUGCGGGCGCAGCACAUGAAGGAGCAUCCCGACUACAAGUACAGACCCCGGCGCAAGCCCAAGAACCUGCUCAAAAAGGACAGGUAUGUCUUCCCUUUGCCUUACCUCGGGGAAACCGAUCCUUUAAAGGCCGCCGGGCUUCCCGUGGGGGCCACUGACUCUCUGCUGAGCUCCCCGGAGAAGGCCAGGGCUUUCCUGCCCCCCACCUCAGCACCUUACUCCUUACUUGACCCCAGCCAGUUCAGCUCCAGCGCCAUUCAGAAGAUGACUGAGGUUCCUCACACCUUAGCCACCAGCACCCUGCCCUACGCCUCCACCUUGGGAUACCAGAACGGGGCGUUUGGCAGCUUGAGCUGUCCCAGUCAACACACCCAUACUCACCCCUCGCCAACUAACCCGGGCUAUGUCGUGCCAUGUAACUGUACGGCUUGGUCGGCAUCCAGUUUGCAGCCUCCAGUUGCCUACAUAUUAUUCCCAGGCAUGACCAAGACUGGGAUAGACCCCUAUUCUUCAGCACAUGCGACUGCUAUGUAACACCC
Messenger RNA from Tinamus guttatus (white-throated tinamou), 670 nucleotides. The record is from RefSeq and is a predicted model, not a curated record. Lineage: Eukaryota; Metazoa; Chordata; Aves; Tinamiformes; Tinamidae.